GCAAGAGUGGCAGGCACGCAGGCAGGCCCAUCCAUCAUCCUAGCAGCAGCUACCAAUGCAAGCAAUUCUCUCGGCACGACCGCCACUACUCGGCUCCACCGCCGCCGCCUCUCUGUCCUCUCCUCUUCCACCUCCGUUCAUCAGUUGCUGCCGUUGGCCCGUUGCUCGAUCGGCCGCAAGCUCCAUCAUCGAUCGUCCUCCAGACCUGACCUUCAUAAUUAUUACUGCCUCCCACUAUAGUAUCCUAGUAGUUACUAAAGAGGAGCUGAAUCGCCUACCCUAUAUAUAUAUAUAUAUAUAUAGAGAGAGAGAGAGAGAGAGAGAGAAGUAGAGCGCCUGGCUCUAGCUGCUUGUCACCGUACCUGCAGGAUCGAGCGAGCGGUAGAUUCAAUUCGAUGGCCGCGGUGGUGCCGGAGGACGAUGGCGGCGCGGCUGUGGCGGUGCGGGAGUUCGAUGACCGCGACCGCGCCGCCGUGGAGCGGCUGGAGCGCGCCUGCGAGGUGGGGCCCAGUUGCGGCAAGGGCAAGCUCUGCCUCUUCACCGACCUCCUCGGCGACCCGCUCUGCCGCGUCCGCCACUCGCCGGCCUACCUCAUGCUCGUCGCGGAGGCUGCGGAUCAGGUCAUCGUCGGCGUCGUGCGCGGCUGCGUCAAGACCGUGGCCUGCGGCAGCGGCGGCAGCCUCUUCUUCAAGGUCGCCUACCUCCUCGGCCUCCGCGUGUCCCCGGGCCACCGCCGGCGGGGCAUCGGCCGCCGCCUUGUCGAGCGCAUGGAGGAGUGGUUCCGCCAGAUGGGCGCCGAAUACGCCUACGUCGCCACCGACCGCGGCAACGAGCCCUCCGUGCGCCUCUUCACCGCGCGCUGCGGCUACGCCAAGUUCCGCGCGCCCUCCGUGCUCGUGCACCCCGUCUUCCGCCACGACCUCGCGCCCUCGCGCUCGGGCCGCCUCGCCGUCCUCCAGCUCCCGCCGCGCGACGCCGAGCGCCUCUACCGCGACCGCCUCGCCGGCGCCGAGUUCUUCCCGCGCGACAUCGACGCCGUCCUCUCCAACGCCCUCUCGCUCGGCACGUUCCUGGCCGUGCCCGCGGCUGCGGCGCGCCCGUGGCGCGGCGUGGCCGCGUUCCUGGCCGCGCCGCCCGAGUCGUGGGCGGUGGCCAGCGUGUGGAACUGCAAGGACGCGUUCCGCCUCGAGGUGCGCGGCGCGCCCAGGCUGUGGCGCGCCGCGGCGCGCGCCACGCGCGCCGCCGACCGCGCGCUCUCGCCGUGGCUGCGCGUCCCGUCCGUGCCCAACCUCUUCGAGCCCUUCGGGAUGCACUUCCUCUACGGACUCGGCGGCGCCGGCCCAGCCGCGCCGCGGAUGGCGCGCGCGCUGUGCCGGCACGCGCACAACCUGGCGCGCGCCGCCGGGGCGCGCGUCGUGGCCACCGAGGUCGGCGAGCGCGACCCGCUCCGCGCCGGCGUGCCGCACUGGCCGAGGCUCGGCGCGGAGGACCUCUGGUGCAUCAAGAGGCUCGCCGACGGGUACGGCGACUGGACAAAGGCGCCGCCGGGCGCCUCCAUCUUCGUCGACCCGAGGGAGUUCUAGCUAGGCGGUUCGAUCAGCUUAUUUAGCAUAAUCAGUUAGUUUUGAGUUGUGUCUACCGUGGAUCUCGCAUCCGACGGCCGGAAGCGAUUCGGCUUGCCCCCUUUUCAAUUGAAGGACCUGUCCAUAUAUAAUUUCAUCUCUUUUUUGUUUUAUUUAUCUUCUCAUCAUCUCGUCAGAGUGUAGUGAUGUAGACAAGAGUUUUUAUUUGAAGUUAAUCAAGCAGAGUGUGAUAUGAUUAGAGGAAUGGAAAGGGUCUUGUUGUUUUUGC
Panicum virgatum (switchgrass) is the source of this 1851-nucleotide messenger RNA. Its product is annotated as probable N-acetyltransferase HLS1. The transcript is spliced from 2 exons. Gene Ontology annotation, molecular function: acyltransferase activity, transferring groups other than amino-acyl groups. The coding region runs from base 396 to 1583 and encodes 395 amino acids. NCBI's taxonomy places the organism in Eukaryota, Viridiplantae, Streptophyta, Magnoliopsida, Poales, Poaceae. The record is from RefSeq and is a predicted model, not a curated record.